GCCUGGAACGUCAGCCACGCAUCGCUGUGAUCCCGGCUUCAGUGGUGUCGUCAUCAAACAGCGCCUUACGGGAGCACUGCGAGGCCGAGGAAGCUGAGGAGGAGGAGUUUCUUCUAGAUCGUUCAGUUGUGUAUGUCUGCUGUGAAGAUAUGAGCACCUUUAACCUCGACCGCUUCCGUUUUGACAAGAAUAAAAAAGUGGACCAAGUCUCAAAUGAAAAUGCAGGCUCAAGCCGACCCAGUACUCCAAAGUCUGAGUUAGAUGGCAAAGCAGUUACCAGUAUCCCAGAGACCCCAGAAUAUAAGAGAAAAAACAAUGUGUCCUUGUUUAAGGAAAAUAAAGGUAUUAAUUUCCUUGAUUCAGAUUCCGAAAACGAAGACCAGGAAAACAAGCCAAGCUUCAGUUCCUUGCACAGCAAAGUCCACCCACGACAAGAGAAUGGUUUUUCUGAAUCUCCCACGGAUGAUUCUGAAGACGAGUAUCCCCCUUCAAAAAUGACUACUUCAAGAAAUGUACCUCAUAAAAAGAAUGAAACCAAAGAUGAAAAAAUGCAAAAACUUAAGGAAAUCUUCCCUCAGCGGACCAGUGAAGAGUUAUCACAACUGCUUGAUACCACGGACACGCUUGAGGAUGCAGUUGCUGCUGGCAUGGUUCAGUUUGAUGAGAAAGGUUCAUCUCGGAAAAGGAAGCUGGAAGACAGUCCUAAAAAGUCUCCAGAGGAAGAAGGCAAUGAGAGACAAGUUGCGAAGAAGAAAAAAUCUGAUUCAUUUGCUAUAGAUGACAGUUCUGGUUCUGAUGAUGAACUUGAAAAACAAGAAGCCAGCGUAAGAAAGCUGCAGAAACAUUUUCCUGAUUUGGAUAAGGAGGAGCUUAGAGAGGUACUCCAGGAGCAUGACUGGUCCUUUCAUGAAGCACUUGAGGCUCUAAAGCUGUUUGCAGAAGAUGAACAAGAUGACUUGAGGAAUGCUUCCACAAAUGAAGUGUCUAAUGGCCUAAAGAAAAAAUCAAAAGGCAAAAAUAACGAUAGCAGCGUCCAAAGCGACUUAGAAAGUGAGGAUUCAGCUUCGGAUGAAGGCAGCGUUCUGGAUGAAGACUACAGCAGUGGGGAUGAAACAAUGGAGGAGAAGUACAAAGCUAGAAUAGUCAGCUUCUUGCAAGAUGCCUCCCUGGAUGAGCUCUCUCUCAUCCCCCAGUGCUCUCUAAAGAAAGCUCAGAGGAUCACUGAGCUCCGGCCCUUCCAUUCUUGGGAUUCUCUGCUUAAUAAAGUGAACACAGUGAAUACACUUUCCAUAGACCUGGUUUGGGACUGCAAAAUAUUGAUCAAAGAAAGAGAGGUGGUUUUGAAACUUAUGAACAAAUGUGAGGACAUUUCAAGGAAAUUAAUGACGCAGGUCACUCAUAUCACCGAAGACGGGGAAAGUGGAUGGAAUAUACAGCAACCUUCUAUCCUCAGCAAGAGCCUGGUGCUCAAGCCUUACCAAAAGAUUGGCUUAAAUUGGCUAGCCCUCCUUCACAAACACAAAGUGAACGGAAUUUUGGCCGAUGAGAUGGGUUUGGGAAAAACGGUCCAAGCCAUAGCAUUCCUUGCACAUCUUUACAUGAACGGAGACAACGGCCCACAUCUUGUGGUGGUUCCAGCAUCCACACUAGAUAACUGGGUCCGAGAGUUCAACCACUGGUGUCCAGAUCUGAACAUCUUGCUAUAUUAUGGCUCUCAGGACGAGCGAAGACAUUUACGAUAUGACAUCUUGAAUAAGAUUGUAGAAUUUAAUGUUAUCGUCACAACAUACAAUUGUGCAAUCAGCAGCGCUGAGGAUCGCGGAUUGUUUCGCCGCUUGAAGCUGAAUUACGCAGUGUUCGACGAAGGACACAUGCUGAAAAACAUGAGUUCCAUUCGCUAUCAGCACCUUAUGACCUUAAAUGCCAAGAAUCGUCUGCUGCUAACUGGAACUCCAGUCCAAAAUAACCUGCUGGAACUGAUGUCUCUCCUGAAUUUUGUGAUGCCUCACAUGUUCAGCAGCAGUACCAGUGAGCUCAAGAGGAUGUUCUCUUCCAAAGCGAAAUCUACUGACGAGCAAAGCACUUUUGAAAAGGACAGAAUCGCCCAUGCAAAACUGAUCAUGAAGCCAUUUAUACUCAAAAGAGUAAAAACUGAGGUUCUCAAGCAAUUGCCUCCUAAGAAAGACCACAUAAAGUUUUGCCAAAUGUCCAAAAAGCAGCAGCAUCUGUAUGACAGUUUAAUGGCUAAACUGAAGAGGUCCAUUGAGGGACCAGAAAAAACUUCUGAGCUUUGUAAUGUAAUGAUGCACUUAAGAAAAAUGGCCAAUCACCCCUUGCUACACCGUCAAUAUUAUACAGCAGAAAAAUUACGCUCCAUGUCCAAGCUAAUGCUCAAGGAACCAACCCAUUGUGAAGCUAAUCCUGAUCUAAUCUUCGAGGACAUGGAAGUCAUGACAGACUUUGAGCUCCACAGACUGUGCUCCGAAUUUUGCAGCCUCUCUCAGUAUAAGCUUGAAAAGGAACUGAUAUUAGAUUCUGGAAAAUUUGAGGUUCUUGACCAACUAUUGUCUGAUGUGAAGAAACAGGGCAGCAGAGUGGUACUGUUCAGCCAGUUCACCAUGAUGUUGGAUAUUCUAGAAGUUUUCCUGAAACAUCACCAGCAUAGAUAUAUUCGGCUGGAUGGGAAAACUCAAAUCUCUGAAAGGAUACAUCUUAUAGAUCAGUUCAAUACCGACAUGGAUAUAUUCAUAUUCCUUCUGUCUACUAAAGCGGGUGGACUUGGGAUCAAUCUUACUUCAGCCAACGUUGUAAUCCUUCAUGACAUCGACUGUAAUCCUUACAAUGACAAGCAGGCAGAAGAUCGUUGCCACAGAGUAGGGCAGACAAAGGAAGUUACUGUUACCCGAUUGAUCGGCAAAGGAACAAUUGAGGAGUCCAUGUUAAAAAUUAGUCAACAGAAGUUAAGACUGGAACAAGAUAUGACUACAACAGAUACAGGUGAUGAAGGUAACAUACCCCUUGACAUGGCAACACUUCUAAAAACAUCACUAGGUCUUUAACAAGACUUUCACUGCACGUGCGAUUCUGAAAAUGCAGUAUAAAGCCAUUGGUUUUAAGAACUUUGGACCCUGUACAGCUUUGCUCCAAUUUGCUAUAAGAAUAACUGCUAUUAACUUACAUGACUUUAGUACAUUUGAACUGAAGUUGACAAACUGUACUAUUUCCUACCUGUGGCAGCUGAAUAAACUUUUUGGAAAAAAAAAAAACAUUCUUGAUAUGCGAAUUUGAUGUUUGUAACAAUGAAUAUGCAUUAGUUCUUUAGAUGUCAGUAUUUUUGUACAAUAUCAUUUCCCUACCUCCUUAAUGCUGUAUACUGACGUAUGUGUAUAUUUUUGUUAUUUUGUCUCAUUGUUAAAUGUAUCUCCAGUUUUAUUUCUAUGCCAAUAACUGAAUACAUAUUUUUUUUUUUAUACUGCAGAAAAUAAAAUAUUUGCAGA
Bufo gargarizans (Asiatic toad) is the source of this 3497-nucleotide messenger RNA. RefSeq names its product SWI/SNF-related, matrix-associated actin-dependent regulator of chromatin, subfamily a, containing DEAD/H box 1 (gene SMARCAD1). The transcript is spliced from 24 exons. Bases 150 to 3059 code for a protein of 969 amino acids. The record is from RefSeq and is a predicted model, not a curated record. Gene Ontology annotation, molecular function: ubiquitin binding; DNA binding; ATP-dependent chromatin remodeler activity. Gene Ontology annotation, cellular component: nucleus. Lineage: Eukaryota; Metazoa; Chordata; Amphibia; Anura; Bufonidae.